AUGGGCCGGGCUCGGGAAGUGGGUUGGAUGGCCGCAGGACUGAUGAUUGGGGCUGGUGCCUGCUACUGCGUUUACAAACUAACCAUAGGAAGAGAUGACAGUGAGAAGUUGGAGGAGGAGGAAGAGGAAUGGGAUGAUGAGCAGGAACUGGAUGACGAGGAAUGCGAGAUUUGGUUUGAUUUGACAACUAUGGCACGGCCCUGGAGUGAGGACGGGGACUGGACUGAACCUGGGGAACCCGGUGGUGCCGAGGACAGACCUUCAGGUGGGGGCAAAGCCAGUCGAACAUACCUGAUAAAACAGCGCCCGUUCCCUUAUGAACGCAAAAAUACUUGGAGUGCUCAGAGCUUUAAAAAUUUCAGUUGUGCUCUUGGCCUCUCCAAGGGCCCUUUCAUUCAGGGAAAAGUGUUGUUAGCUGAGCCCAAGGAUGCCAGUUUUUCACUUAGCCGUGAUAUCAACAGUGAUUUGGCCAGCCUCUCCAUUGCUGGAAACACAAUCCCGACUCCCGACCCUGCUGUUGAGGAGGGAAAGGCUUUGUGUGCCCCGGAUAACUUGAAUGCCAGUGUUGAAAAUCAGGGCCAGAUGAAGAUGUGCAUCAGCCAAGUGUGUCGGGAGACUGUGUCACUUUGCUGCAGCUCAUUUCUGCAGCAGGCUGGAUUAAAUUUGUUAACAAGCAUGACAGUUAUUAAUAACAUGCUUGCCAAGUCCGUUUCAGGCUUGAUGUUUCCUUUGAUACCAGAGGGAAGUGAAUGUGCUGAGGGGCAGGUUGUGAAACCCCUGACGGGUUUGUCUGAAAAGCCAGCCUUGUCAGGGGAGUUGCUGAGAGCCCAAGCGCUAUGCCCCUUCCUGCCCCUCUUUAUCAGGAACACAAACAGACAGCUUCUCUCAGAAACCCUGGCCUCUUAA
Rangifer tarandus platyrhynchus (Svalbard reindeer) is the source of this 906-nucleotide messenger RNA. NCBI's taxonomy places the organism in Eukaryota, Metazoa, Chordata, Mammalia, Artiodactyla, Cervidae. The record is from the annotation of a GenBank genome assembly.